Mastomys coucha (southern multimammate mouse) is the source of this 4734-nucleotide messenger RNA. RefSeq names its product nucleolar protein 8 (gene Nol8). NCBI's taxonomy places the organism in Eukaryota, Metazoa, Chordata, Mammalia, Rodentia, Muridae. The coding region runs from base 762 to 4196 and encodes 1144 amino acids. The transcript is spliced from 17 exons. The record is from RefSeq and is a predicted model, not a curated record. Gene Ontology annotation, molecular function: RNA binding.
UGCCUACUUGGCCCGGAAAUCAGGAACCACGCGGCGGAGUGUCCUUUCGGUAGAUUUACGGAUUUUUCCCACCCUGUGGCAAUUUUACAACUUGGAAGAAGAACAAACAGAACGUUAGUUAAAUCGAAGGCAGAGGAAAUAAAGAGCCCUCUGGAACUGCGUGAAAACGGAACCUUAGGAGAUGGGGUUGGAAACGCCAUAGGAAGGAAAAGAAAAUGCUCUUGCCGGCACGUGUUAUUAGACGUUAGGGGCUACAUAGCGCUUGGGCUGAGGGGCAGCCUCCUGAGGAGUUGUUUGCGCGUGAGAAGUGAUGGGCUGUUGGGCCUAGCCUCUCCUCCUUCCUUGGGGCUUCUCGGAGGGAGAAGGCGAGGUCAGAAGGAUGAGGCGGUGGCUACCAAAAAGUGGUACACUGUAGGUCUUUGCUUUGGGCUCCUGCUGCUAUUUUGUGAUCUCGCUUGGAAGGAUACAGUUAACUUUUGAGGAAGGUUUGAGUGAGAGCUGAGCGUCUGCUGAGAGCUCAACGAGAUGGAGAGACCUCUAGAAAACGUUUCCAGCAAUCUUGGUAGGACAGUGUUAAAACAGUUCCGGGUUCUGAAAUUAGACUUGACUAUGAUCCUUGCUUAACCACUACUGUUUUCUAAAUGGCACUGGUAAAAGCCUUAACCGCUCCUACUCCCCUGGCUGAUGAGAUCCACGCAAACUGCUUUGAAUAAUACAGGCACACAGUGGGGAAAAAUAUUUUAGAUAGCUGCCCAACAUUCAUGAAAGCCAACAGAGAAAUGAAGCGCCUCUUUGUCGGUGGACUUGGGCAGGGCAUUUCUGAGACAGACCUACAGAGUCAGUUCAGCAGAUUUGGGGAGGUUUCUGACGUGGAGAUCAUCACUCGGAAAGAUGACCAAGGAAAUUCACAGAAAGCCUUUGCGUAUGUUAACAUCCAAAUAACAGAAGUGGACUUGAAAAAAUGUAUGUCUAUUUUAAACAAAACAAAAUGGAAAGGUGGAACAUUACAAAUUCAGCUAGCAAAAGAAAGCUUUUUACACAGAUUGGCCCAAGAAAGAGAAGAAGCAAAAGCAAAGAAAGAAAAAUCAAGCACAGGCAAUACCGCCUUACUGGAAAAGAUGGGAGGAGUGGAUUUCCAUAUGAAGGCUGUGCCUGGGACAGAGGUGCCAGGACAUAAAAAUUGGGUUGUGAGUAAAUUUGGAAGAGUCUUACCUGUUCUUCACCUUAAGAAUCAACAAAAACAUAAAAUUAUGAAAUAUGAUCCAUCAAAAUACUGCCACAAUAUAAAAAAGAUACCAGAGAAUUUGACAGAAACCACUCCUAUAACUGAACUCACUUGGAAAUUGGAAGGAGGCGAUGAUCCUAUGAGUAAGAAACGUCGAGGAGAGUUCUCUGACUUUCAUAUCCCUCCUCAAAAGUUGAAGAAAGUGCAGAAGAGCAAUGAUUCCAUGGAGUCCAAGGUUUCUGAUAUUGAUCUAAGGACUAAUCAGGUAAUGGAGAGGAAUAAAUCAACACGGCCCGUGACUGCACGUGGGACAGCCCCUAGUACUGUCACUCCUCCUAAACCACUCCUUGUCUCCAGUUCUGGGACUCAGAAACCUAAACAUGUGGUUUUUCAUAAUUCUGACUUUGAAAUUAUCUGGAAUAGAAGUAGCAUGUCUGAUGAUGACAUUGACUCAGAAGAAGAAUUAAAAAUGAUGAUUGCAGAAGAGGAAAACAGAGAGAAACCUGGGCGUUCCUCAGUCAAUGAGUCUGAACAUGAAACUUUUGAAGUUGUUAGGGAUGAUUUCAAAUCAAGUAUUCACAAACUUCCUUUUUCAGCAAGCUUAGGAAAUAACCAUGAAUAUGACUCAAGUGAUACCGAUGAAAUUAUUACAAUGAAAAAAAACAGUGCUAAGGUCAAAAACAGUACAGAAUUUUCACAAACAGAAAGGCCUCUAAGCAAGAAAAGUUCUUUUCAAAAGAUAGAAUCGUCUAAUGACUGUAUAAAAGUACCAGAAAUUAAAAGCAACCAAGAACCAGCCUUGUGUCAUGGAGUAAAGUUUGUAAAUUCCAAAUUUCCACCUGACUCCAAUGGCAGUGACAGUGAAGAGUCCGAGGAAGAUGAAGAGUAUAAAGCCUUGAUGAAAAACUGUCCCCGUGUGAGUCUCACUUUGGCUGACUUGGAGCUGUUGGCUGGCAGUCAUCAGAAGUUUCCAGGAAAAGACAGUGAGACUAAUGGUCCACAAAACUGCAAAUUUGACACAACCUCCAAGAGUUCCAAGACUUGUGGUGACCUUUACCAUGGCCGGCAGUGCAUUCUUCCUGAGGAGAUUGUGGCUUCCCUUUUAGCGGAAGAGAGCACUUGCAGCAAACAAAAAUCAGAGGAAAAUAUCUUAAAGCCAAAAUUCCAGGCCUUCAAGGGAAUAGGCUGUCUCUAUGCAAAGGAGUCAGUGGACAAAACUUUGAAAAAGAAUAUUGCCUUUAAUACUGUCAGUGAGCAUCACAGGUCCUUAAAACACAAAGAUCACAAUAGAAGUUUUAUGGAAAAUGGAUUCAAGUGUGUUAAUGGCUCAUCAAGCAAACUGAUUUCAUGCCAACCUGCAAAGAAAGUGAAUGACCCAAACCACAUGCAGUCUCCAAAAAGACAGUAUACUUUUGAGAACCAGAACCAUAAAAUGAUGUCCCCUACUAGUUUUGACAAGGGAAGUACAAAUCCUCUCCCAUGUCCGUUGCCAUUAAAAGCUAAAGCAUCCCAAAAUCCUACUGCAAACAGUCACAAGGUAGACUCUGAUGGAGACUUUUGCCAUUGGCCUGAAAGUAGAAAAGUUUUAGAGAAAGAGAAGACCAAUUUAAGCAACCUCCCAUCUCUUGAGAAACCACCGAAGGUGUCUCCCAGGGAAAACCCUCAGAAAAGCACAUCUGGUUUCUCACUUUCUGUUAGUAAUGCAUCUUGUAUAAAUGCUAAGGAUAAACAUGCUGAAGACAACCAGAAGCGAUUGGCAGCCUUGGCAGUGUGGCAGAAAGCCAGAGAAGUGCAGAAAAAACUGGUGCACAGUGCAUUGGCAAAUUUGGAUGGUCAUCCAGAGGACAAAAAAACACACAUUGUCUUUGCUUCUGAUAAUGAAAGUGAAACAGAGGAGACAUCCACUCAUGAGCAAAGCUGUCCAGAAAAGGAGCUGGUGAAAGAAUCUGUGUGUAAAACGUCUGGGAAGCUGUUUGACAGCAGUGAUGAUGAAGAAUCGGAUUCCAAGGAGGACAGCACCAGGUUCAGCAUUAAACCUCAGUUUGAAGGCAGAGCUGGCCAGAAGCUUAUGGAUCUGCAGUCUCAGUUUGGAAGUGAUGAGAGAUUCCGCAUGGACUCUAGAUUUUUAGAGAGUGACAGUGAAGACGAACAGGAAGAGUUAAAUGAAAAUAAAGAAAAUGAUGAUGAGCUUGCUGCAGAAAAAAAGAAAACCCUGAAUGUUGUACAGAGUGUUCUCAACAUCAAUGUGAACAACCCUACAAACAAAGGAUCAGUGGCUGCUAAGAAAUUUAAGGAUAUUGUACAUUAUGACCCAACAAAGCAGGACCAUGCCAUUUAUGAAAGAAAACAAGAAGAUAAAGAAAAAGAAAGUAAGGCAAAGCGGAAGAAGAAAAAGGAAGAAGCUGAGAAGCUGCCUGAGGUAUCCCAAGACAUGUAUUAUAACAUUGCUACAGAUUUGAAAGAAAUAUUCCAAAGUAUGAACAACACAGAUGAAAAGGAAGAAGAUGCGCCCAGGACUGAGGCUGGUGCUAGAAAGGGGACUGGGGAAAUCAAGAACGCUACCAUACUAGCAUGUGGUCCCGAGCAGACCACUGGCUUUACAUUCUCUUUUUUUGAGUCAGCCACUAAAGAUGAAAAGGAUGCCACCUAUAAAAUCGAACUAGUGAAACGUGGGAAGAUAGCCUGUCAGAACGAUCCCCGAUUCCAAGACAGUAGUUCCGAAGAAGAGGAUAUUGCUGAAGAAGAAGCUGAUCACAGAAAGCCUAGCCCUGGAGAAGCGGUUCCUGAGAACGAGACCAUUAGAUUUUUCUUUUUCUCUGAAAAUGACGACAGACUUCGUGGUUCUAACUUAUUCUGGAGUGGUGUGGGAGGUAGUGUUAGCAGAAAUUCUUGGGAAGCCCGAACAAGUAAUCUCCUUUUGGAAUGUCGGAAGAAACAUAAAGAAGCCAAAAGGAAGGUGAAAGCAAAUUAACCAUUGUCAGCUUUGGUUUUGAAAAUGAAUGUGCAGAUUGCUCACCAGCCUUUCAAAGAAAUUAAUGCAGAAAAGCAUUCACUGACAAAGAAGAAAUUUCAUAGUAGAAAAAUAUUCAAAACCUGGAUGAUUAUUACUGUCAUUCUGAUGACUAUUUCUAUGGAAUUAUUAUAUAUUCCCUCCUUGGUGACUGUCCAAAAAUUAACUGAGCCAGUUGUGGCACACACAAUGUAGCUGCAGCACUUUAGAAGGGGAGUGGGAGGAUCACGUGACCCUGGAGUUUUAGAUCACACUCAGCAAACAGCAACACUCCAUCUCAGAACAACACCCAUUCUUGUCCUCCACUCUGAAAUGACAGGAGACUUACAUGAAGCCCUGUUUAAUAAAUGGUUUGAUGUACUUGUUUAAAUAUUUCUGAUUAUACUAAAUACUUUACCUCUAAUUUAUACAUUAACUUUGAGUUCUGUACAUACAGAUGUAAGUUUCUGAUGUAAUUUCUGAAGACAAAAUUGGACUUCUUAAUAAAUGGUUCAAAAUA